GCGGGUUUGGCCGGCGGGAACCGCUGCGGCCUAGUUCGCAGGCGUCUGCGUGACGAGCCUCGCCGGCCUUGCCGUCUCUGUCGCGGGAAGCGGCGCGAGCUUUCCUUAGGCCUCGCUUGUUAAAAUGGGUCGCCGCUCAUCAGACACUGAGGAAGAGAGCAGAAGCAAAAGAAAAAAGAAACACCGUAGGAGGUCAUCUUCAAGCAGUUCUUCUGAUAGCAGAACUUACAGCCGUAAAAAAUCAGGAAGGAAGUCAAGGUCACGGUCUCGAGAUCUCCAGUUUCAUUCACAUUCAUAUGAAAAGAGGCACAGGCAUCGAUCUAGCAGCAGCUCUUCAUAUGGAUCCAAGAGAAAACGGAGCCGGAGCCGUUCAAGAGACCGAGGAAAAUUAUAUCGGUCUCAGAGAUCAAGAUCAAAGAGCAGAACAAGAAGGUCCCACUCCAGACCUCAACAACGGUCUUACAGCCGAAGCAGUGAAAGGACCAGUCACAGAAGAACACGCAGCAGAUCUCGUGAUAAAGAAAGACGUAAAGGCAGAGAUAAAGAGAAGACAAGAGAGAAGGAUCGGGCUAGAGGAAAAGAAAAGGACCAGCAUUAUACCCAAAGUGGGGAUGCUGGAAACAUCAAAGCUGGAUUAGAACAUCUGUCCGCUGCUGAACAGGCGAAAGCUAGAUUACAGUUGGUUCUUGAAGCUGCUGCAAAAGCUGAUGAAGCAUUAAAAGCUAAAGAAAGAAGUGAAGAAGAAGCAAAGAAGAAAAAGGAAGAAGGCGGUCAGGACAGGUACAGCAGCGGCAGUGCAAGUAACCUCCACACCACCCCAUCAGUGUGCCUCAACUCUGACCUGGAGGGACCACCUCAAGAGGCCUAUACCAUUCAAGGACAGUAUGCCAUUCCACAGCCAGAUCUGACCAAGCUGCAACAGUUGGCAAUGCAACAGUCACACUUUCCAAUGUCUCAUGGCAACACUGGAUUCCAUGGUUUGGAUGCAUCAGCUCAAACUAUUUCUCAUGAACUCACCAUUCCAAACGAUCUGAUUGGAUGCAUCAUUGGGCGUCAAGGCGCCAAGAUCAAUGAGAUUCGCCAGAUGUCUGGGGCGCAGAUCAAAAUUGCCAAUCCAGUGGAAGGAUCUACUGACAGGCAGGUUACCAUAACUGGAUCUGCAGCCAGCAUUAGCCUGGCUCAAUAUCUAAUUAAUAUCAGGCUUUCUUUGGAGACUGGUGGAAUGGGAAGCAUCUAGGACAAUGCAACCGCCUCACGCAUUACCUGUUUCUGCUGUUCAUCCCCACGGUCCAUCUGUGUAGUUUCUGAGCAGUCAGCGAUUCCAGGUUUUAACUAGUUUGUAAAUUUUCAGUUCUACAUGCUUUACCCAUCUACUCAUGUUUUUUUAAAAAAAUUGCAGCAUUUUAAUUCCCUUUCUCUGUUCAGCUGUUAAAAUGCUGAUUCAUAUUUUAGUUUAUAAGCUUCUCCCCCUUUCUUGGCUCAUGAAGUUUUUCUGUUAUGUCAUGAGAUGUAAGAGUGGAAUUAAUACAUUUCAGUUUAGUUCUGUAAUGUCAGAAAUUUUUAUAAAAAAUAAAAAGAUGGACUGGGAAAAAAGGAAAAGAAAACCAGAGGGGAGGGAGAAUGGCGUAUCCCAGAGGAGGGCAUGGCUGGAUAGGACCUUGGUCAGGAGCUUUCCACACAGAUAAAUUUCACUGCUAGUCCUAUUUGUUUAGUUACUAAAAAAAAAAAAAAUGUAGAUAUUUUUCCCUUUUAGAACACAGAGGGCAGAUUCUAUAUCUCAGUGUUCUCUGAUAAAUCAAAGUAGCAUGUUGGGAUGAAGGCACAUCCAGACCACUUCUUCCUGAUAUACUAGCUUUCCCGAGCAGGAAGGUUUUGACUUGGGGGUAUUGAACCAACCUCCACAUUAUGAAGUGGUACGGUCCCAAGAUUGCAGCGCAUCAGACUUUUUGGGUGCAUUAACCAGGCAUUGUGUUCACUCAGGUAUCCUUCCUACAUAAAAUUUUACACAGUCUUAUCCUGCAUAGACAACUCCACGAGAGGUCAGGAGGGUGGAAACACAAAAAUGGGCUUUUUCUGUGAUGGCUCUCAGCUUAUGGAAUGCUCUCCCCCGGGAGGCUCGCCUGGCACCCUCAUUACAGUGGUACCUUGGUUUAUGAACUUAAUCCAUUUCGGAAGCCGGUUCUUAAACCAAAGCGUUCUUAAACCAAGGUGUGCUUUCCCAUACAAAGUAAUGGAAAACUGAUUAAUCCGUUCCAAAUGAUGAAAAACAACCCCUAAAACAGCAAUUGAACAUGAAUUUUACUAUCUAAUGAGGCCAUUGAUCCAUAAAAUGAAAGCAAUAAACAAUGUACUGUACUGUACAAUCAAUAAAACAGUAUUGAUGAUUUAAAAAAAUGAAAAUGUGAUUUUUUUCUUUCUUACCUGCACUGAUGAUAGUCAUUGUUUGGAUGGGGGGUUGGGGUCCUCUUCCAGAUUCACAAUUGGUGACUCCUCUCCUGCCAUUCCUUCCCUUGCUUUUUUUUACACCACUGCCACCUACACCACCACCACCUGGUUCAGACUCACUGGAUCUUUUCCUUACCAAAAAUUGAGACGUGCUUUUGCCGAUGUUUUAAAACAUGUCUAAAGUGAGACAUUGCAGGUGUUAGUGGCAUGACUUACAGCAGCUUUAUCAGGGUGAUAUUUUUCAGCAAUAGUUUGCACUUCAUCCCAUUUUGCAAACAUUUCUUUAAUUGUUGCUGUAGAUAGACUUUCUCUGCUCUCCUCCUCCGAAGAUAUUUCCUCAGUUGCCGCCUUUUGCUGCUCCAUCAGAAUGUUUUGAAGUUCUUCUGUGGUGAGCUCAGUCCUGUGCUCCUCCACUAACUCCUCCACAUCAGCACCACUCACUUCCAAGCCCAUGGAAUUUCCCAGAGACACAAUAUCCUCAACAAGAAGAGCAUCCUCUUCAACAGCCUCUGUUACAUGUUCUGGGACAGCUUCUGGCCACAAUUUCUUCCAUGCUGCCUUCAGUGUUCUCUCCAUCCUUUGUCUAUCAUAUGUAAGCAAUGGAGGAUAUUAAAAUGAUUCUUCCAGAACUCUCUUAAGGUUAGCUCUGUGUCCAAGGUCACCUCAAAGCACCUUUGGAACAAUGCUUUGGUGUAAAGCUUCUUAAAAUUAGAUAUGACCUGCUGGUCCAUGGGCUGGAUGAGAGAAGUUGCGUUGGGGGGCAAAAACUUUACACGGAUGAACACAAACUCUUCCAACAACUCAUCCUCCAAGCCUGGAGGAUGACCUGCAGCAUUAUCCAUAAGAAACAGGCACUUCAUUGGAAGAUUUUUGUCCUGGAGGUAUUUUUUCACACUUGGCCCAAACUCAAUAAAAAAUUGUCUUGUUACCCAAGCUCUGCUGUUCGCCCUCCACAUCACAUGCAGUUUGCUUUUUAUGACAUUGUUCUUCUUAAAUAUCCUGGGGUUCUCAGAAUGGUAGACUAGCAAAGGCUUCAACUUAAAAUCUUCACUUGUAUUUGCAGAAAAUAAAAGGGUUUGCCUAUCUUUCAUGGGCUUAUGCUUUCUCCUCUUUUGUGAUGUUGGUCCUCUUUGGCAUUUUCUUCCAAAAGAGGCCUGUCUCAUCACAGUUGAAAACUUGUUGGGGAACGAAGCCCUGUGACUCAACUUAAUCUUUAAAUUCCAAAACAAAUCGGUCAGCAUCUAAUUUGUUGGCACUGGCAGCUUCACCAUGUCUCACAACACUGUGGAUGCCAGUUCUCUUCUUAAAAUUUUCAAACCACCCUCUGCUUACCUUAAAACUCUCAACCUCAGCACUUGCUCCAGGGGCAUUUGCGAUGAGGUCGGCAUGCAAACGUAAAGCUUUUUCACAAAUUAUGCUUUCAGAAAUGCUGUCACCGGCCAACUGUUUUUCGGUUAUCCAUAUUAAAAGCAGUUUUUCCAUUUCU
Messenger RNA from Podarcis raffonei (Aeolian wall lizard), 3931 nucleotides. RefSeq names its product arginine and serine rich coiled-coil 1 (gene RSRC1). Gene Ontology annotation, cellular component: cytoplasm; nucleus. Gene Ontology annotation, biological process: alternative mRNA splicing, via spliceosome. The record is from RefSeq and is a predicted model, not a curated record. Gene Ontology annotation, molecular function: RNA binding. The coding region runs from base 125 to 1237 and encodes 370 amino acids. NCBI's taxonomy places the organism in Eukaryota, Metazoa, Chordata, Lepidosauria, Squamata, Lacertidae. The transcript is spliced from 8 exons.